AUGGCGGACCUCGAGGUCAUUGAUUGGUCUGCCGAGAACGAACAGCAAUUUUGGAAUGGUGAGUCUGGUGCUUUGAACGAGAUCCUAUCCGGACCCUGCACGACUUACGAGGCACUCGACAAUGCCUUGCGCUCCUGGCUCCACCUCGUUGCCCAAGGCCGCGAUCAAUACCUUAGCAGUGAAGACGAUAUCGCAAGUUGUUCCCAAAAGCUUCUAGAUAGUGCAAUCUUCAAUGCCAACAAGGAUUACGUGCGGACGCAAAUCAUAUACAGUCUACUGCAGGAGGACGAGUACGGGCCUCUCCAUGGCAUUGCCAACUUUCUGCUUCUCGAUGGCCGCACCGAGGAAUCGACGUUUCGGUGCAUGGUCUGCGAAGGCUGCUUUUCCCGGUUGCUCGAUCUCAUCAAGGGUUGUGGAGAAUGUGACCACCGCCUGCAUCGUCUUCUCUUGGAGCUAAUGUACGAGAUGUCUCGCAUUGAGCGCUUGCGCCCCGAAGACCUGAUGCAGGUUGACGACGGGUUCGUCACGUAUUUGUUCCAGCUCAUUGAGGCUCUAUCUGACGAUGUGAACGACCCGUAUCAUUAUCCCGUCAUCCGGGUUCUGCUAGUUUUAAACGAGCAGUACAUGGUUGCAUCGACAUCAGUAGCGGUCGAUCCCACAUCGCCUUCAUCCCCGAUGACGAACAGGGUCGUAAAGGUCCUAAGCGUUCACGGCCCCUCGUUCCGCACCUUUGGCGAGAACAUUAUUCUACUUUUAAAUCGAGAGACGGAGACUUCCCUUCAGCUUCUUAUCCUCAAGCUGCUCUAUCUCUUAUUUACGACAUCGGCGACCUACGAGUACUUCUACACAAACGACUUGCGAGUUCUUCUUGAUGUCAUUAUUCGUAACCUGCUCGACUUGCCCGGGGAGAUGAAUGUCCUCAGGCAUACGUACUUGAGAGUCCUUGCCCCACUGCUUGCCCACACGCAGCUCGGCCAACCGCCCCAUUACAAACGAGAUCAGAUUCUCAGCCUUCUUGACAUUCUGCGCGGCUCGGGAAAUGCGCACUUCAUGCCCCCUGAGCCGACAACCCUUCGCUUAGUGGAGCGAGUCGCGAAAAUCGCCUGGCUUCUUGAUAACGACAGGUUUGAGGAGACUCCGAGUCCUGUUCUUUUCGGCAGUCUUUCUCUGUCGCAGAGCGCGAGUGGCGUCAGUCUCAUUGCACAAGUCUCCGAGAAACCAGGGAUUAUGACACCAAGUCUCAAGUCGGAUCUAGCGCAGGAGUCCAGAGACAGGCGCGAGCACGAGGGAGGUCACGGUGUUGGAAAGCAGGCGAAAAGUCUGAGGCCUCAUAGAUCUCUUCCAGAGGUGCCUGGACACAGUCACGGCAUACCGAUGACCCAGUCACCAAAUGUAACACGGGUUCAUAUUCACGGAAGCGGUCAAAAGAAGCUACCACCGAAACUCCCACCUCCUAGAAGGCGGACGAAGCUCAAGACGCCCAAUGCUGGAGAAUCUUUGGACACGAACGAAACGCUGCCAGCAUCCGGUUCGACCACUGCCUCUUGACUGCAGACUCGAGACGAAGAUGAUAGGCUAUACUAAUUCGUUUCUGGUGGGUUACGACAAGAAAUGCCUAUUACCGGACAGGACCGGCUUUCACGUAUGAUUGGAUCGCAAGUCUUGGUAUUUGCUGAGGAUCAUGAUAACGACGGGCUCUGAAAACAUUCAAUAUUAAUAGGUAUGGAACGACGAGGCAUAGCAAGGCGUUCGUUUUGUGGUUUUUUUCUCCCUUUGAAUUUUAAUAUCCACCAGCCGUUUGUUCUUAAUAUCUAAAGAGAUUUUACUUAAAUGGACCUAAUAGCGAUUAUUGGCUUUUGCUCCUUGUAUUAGACAAGGUAAGGAAGCGGAUGAGAUAAAAUAUAUCCCGAGUUACUCUAGGUAUUUAACAGUAC
Lasiosphaeria miniovina is the source of this 1934-nucleotide messenger RNA. RefSeq lists its product as uncharacterized. Gene Ontology annotation, biological process: actin cortical patch localization; endocytosis; actin cortical patch assembly. The coding region runs from base 1 to 1548 and encodes 515 amino acids. The record is from RefSeq and is a predicted model, not a curated record. Gene Ontology annotation, molecular function: Arp2/3 complex binding. Gene Ontology annotation, cellular component: actin cortical patch. The transcript is spliced from 3 exons. Lineage: Eukaryota; Fungi; Ascomycota; Sordariomycetes; Sordariales; Lasiosphaeriaceae.